Messenger RNA from Homarus americanus (American lobster), 4304 nucleotides. RefSeq names its product hemocyte protein-glutamine gamma-glutamyltransferase-like. NCBI's taxonomy places the organism in Eukaryota, Metazoa, Arthropoda, Malacostraca, Decapoda, Nephropidae. The record is from RefSeq and is a predicted model, not a curated record. Gene Ontology annotation, molecular function: protein-glutamine gamma-glutamyltransferase activity. Bases 126 to 2381 code for a protein of 751 amino acids. Gene Ontology annotation, biological process: peptide cross-linking. The transcript has 14 exons.
CCCAGUUCCUGGUAACCAUAUAAAUACGAGCUGGCGACGCCGGCACGCUCAGUUGUGCCGAUACCUGCGGUAGUGUGAGUUGCAGCCGCCGACGCUCUCUGCCCCCUCACAAACAAUCAUCCAACAUGUCACGUAGUCGUUCCGGCUCUGGCUACAACAAUUGGGUCAGCGGUCUGCGGAAUGACUUCUCUCGAAGCCUUGAAAACCGUCGACGAGCUGAAGCCGAAGCUGAAAAACCUCCCAGUUCAGCUAACAAAGUAGAUCGUGUCCACUGGUACAUCAAGGACAAUGCCAAAACCCACAACACCAUCAAGUAUGACCUGGUACAUGAUGACAAGGACCCAAAGCCAGUACUGCGUCGUGGCCAGACCUUCUACCUGGCUAUCAGGUUCAGGAAUGACGUUGACAUAAAGCGGGAUCGUAUUGUCCUUAACUUCAAGUUUGGACCCAAGCCAUCUGUUCAGAAGGGCACCAUGGCUGUAGUUACUGUGCAGAACACUAAAUUCACCAAGACUAAGGAUGAAUGGGACUGUCGCAUUGACCCUGGAACUCGUGGAAAUGAUCUUGUGCUGCAGGUGUACUCUCCAGCAAGUGCCAUGGUAGGCAUAUGGCGUCUCGAUGUUCGCACUGGUCUCCAGGACAUUAAUCAACCAGGAAUGGAACUCUUCUCUGAAGAGACUGACUGCUUCAUCCUCUUCAAUCCUUGGUGCAAAGAUGAUUCUGUAUAUGUAGAAGAUGAUGUAAAAAGGCAGGAAUAUGUGAUCAAUGACAAGGGUAAGGUGUAUGUGGGCGCCUAUAGAAAAUCUCGAGGUCGAGCUUGGGCUUAUGGCCAGUUCGAUGAUGUGGCUCUUCCUGUGGCUGUUUACAUCUUGGAGCUGAGUCGAGUUGCCGACGCUGAACGUGGUAACCCGGUUAGGGUCGUGCGAGGAAUUUCUGCAGGAGUAAAUGAUUCAGACGAGGAAGGCAUCUUAAGCGGACGAUGGGACGGGGAGUACAGUGAUGGUGUGGCGCCUUACAGGUGGACUGGAAGUGUCAGAAUUUUGGAAGAGUUUGUGAAAAAUGGAUAUAAACCCGUCAAGUAUGGACAAUGCUGGGUCUUUUCAGCGCUUGUCACCACAAUCUGCCGUUCUCUGGGCAUCCCCUGCCGGUCCAUAACCAACUUUGUCUCUGCCCAUGACACCAAUUCCUCUCUCACCAUCGACAAGUUCUUUGACAAAGAGGGCAAUGAACUUGAAGGUGGACCCGAUGGUGAGAAUUGGGAUUCUGUUUGGAAUUUCCACGUUUGGAAUGACGUGUGGAUGGCUCGCAAUGAUCUUCCACCAGGCUAUGGAGGCUGGCAGGCAAUUGAUGCCACACCUCAGGAAGAGAGUGAUCACAAAAUGCAGUGCGGACCUGUAUCCUUGCAAGCUAUCAGACGGGGUGACAUUGGUCUGAACUAUGAUGCCCCAUUUGUAUUUGCUGAAGUUAAUGCUGACAUCAUGCACUGGGGAGAGGAUGAGAACAGUGACUGGGGCUGGAGUCGUAUGAAGAUGAACAAGUACCACAUCGGUCGUGCGAUACUUACCAGGAACCCAGGUAAGGAUGACGAUGACGGGGACGCUGAUCAGGAGGAUGUAGUGAAUGAUUACAAGAACGCUGAGGGCACACAGGCCGAGCGUCUGGCCAUCCACAACGCCAUCCGUGGGUCAAGCCGUGCCCAGCAAUACUAUCAGUACAAUAAGGACAUAAAGGAGGAUGUUUUCUUUGAUUUGAUUGACAUUGACAAAAUCUCAAUUGGUGAACCAUUCCAGGUCAAGGUUGUGAUCCGCAACGAUUCUAACGAACAAAGAAAAGUGAGUGCCUACCUCUCUGCUCGGUCUGUAUACUACACUGGUGUUAAUGUUUCUCUCAUCAAGAAAGCUGAGGGAACCUUUUCUUUGGCACCUAAGCAGACACAAGAUGUGGCUCUGACUGUUCAAUACAGUGAGUAUUGGAAGAAGCUGGUGGAGCAGUGCAUGAUAAAGAUCUAUGCUAUAAGUCGUGUGAAAGAAACUGGCCAGACAUGGACAGAUGAGGACGACUUCCAAGUGGAGAAGCCCAAGUUAGAGAUCCAGACUUCAGAAGAUAUACAAGUUCGUAAAACUUGUAAAGCUACAUUUUCCUUCACCAACCCACUUGAUAUGCCGCUCACUGACUGUCAGCUUAGCGUGGAUGGUGCUGGACUAAUGCGGCCAAAAGCGAUUAAGAUUGAUGGUGAAGUGGCAGCUAAAGGGAAGUUCUCACACACUAUUCAGUUCCUGCCUCGCAUUCAUGGAGAGCGGAAGAUUAUUGCCAGCUUCAACGCAAAGGAGCUCUUUGAUGUUGCAGGAGCCAAGACAGUCACUGUUAAGAAAGAACAAUAAUUUCUGGCUAUUCGCUUUUGUAUGAUGACAGUAAAGGCAGAACUGGCAGGAGAGAAACAGUCCUUGAACUACUGCAGUUUUCCUGUAUAUCAAUUCCUGGGAAGUUAAUAUCCUUGCUGAGAUUUUGGUGAUUAAGUAUAUAAACAAUACAGUAGAUCAGUUAAAGAAUAAAUACAAGGAUGAUGAAGGACUUAAGGGAGAUGUUGACAAUAGAUACAGAUUGUGGUGUGAACAAGUUAGGCAGCUGAGAAGCUUUAAAAGUUGUUUUUCAUGUGUUGGAUAUAAACAGAUAGAUGUGGCUUGUCCAUAAAGUGAAUUUGACUAUAUUUAGAUGCUUAUUAAAGUCAAUGAGUAUCUACCAUUGAAUUAAAUACACAUUUUUAUUCAUGUUUCAUCCUGAAAAAACUCGGUAAAACAGAAGCAAUAGUAUGAAAGCUGGCACAUCAGCUGUAACAACUUAGUGUUGAACAUUAAGUACAGGUAGUACACAAAUCAUUGUUAUGAGUCACAUUGUACACCAAGAGUAACUUUACACUCAAAGGUUAAUGAGAUAAUUCUCGGCCACAAGGCUGAGUACCUUUCACUUGAUAUAUUUUAAUAUUUUCUCAAAUCUUAUGGGAGAUGUUAGUGCAAAAACAUCAGCUAUUUCUUAAGUGCUUAAUAUUCAUAUGAUACAAAAGUGCUAUAAGUGGAACACAGUGCCUUGCCAUUUACUCGCUUCUAUUCAUUUUAUUUUUAAUAUCCCUCAAAAACUUGUGCAUUUUACAAGACCUGUUACAUUAGUUUUCAAAAGUGAUAUUUUGAACUAAAAAUUCGAUUUUUUUUUUACAUUUGUGUUGAUAGAAAUAAAGUUUUUUAAGUUCAAUCUUCAAAAAUAUUUCCUAUUUGAAUCAUAUCUGAGAAAUACCAACCUUUACUAAACCAAAUUAACUUAAUGUCAUGCACAUGUUUAUGUUAAGUAAUGUUUGUACUAAUGUUAGUACUGUACAAGUACUGUACUUUUUGUAGAGUAAGGAAUACUAACACAGUCAAUAAGAAGGGAUUUACACUUGCUUGGGUUUCAGUUAAGAAGCUUAGGGAGAGUCUUCAGUUGUCAUAGAUGUGGAACAGUUCUUCUCUAUUUUCAUGAAUAAGCAACUGACUUCCACAUUAUUGUUUUUGUAUUUCAUAGUUAACAUAAGCAUCUUAACUCUUGCCUUAAUGCUUGCAUCUGUCAGAAGCAGCUGUUGGUUCUUUGUGUUGAACUUAAAUCAAAAUAUGUAACAAAUAUGAUCUAUUGUAAGAUAAGAAGAAAAGCUAUUUCAUAUUUUUAUAUUCUAGUUAGUAAAACAACCUUUUAAUAUUUUCCAACUCACAUAUUGACACAUAACCCAAUGUUAACUAAUAAAAAAAUAAUAACUAUUAAAAACUAUAUUGGGUAGCCUUUUAAAUAACACUUUGGUAAGAACAGAAAAAAAAUUCAGAGCUGUUAAGUAAAAUGUUUAUUUCUGACUUCUGAGGAAUCCUAUAUAAUAUAUAUAUUAAUAUUUUUUAUUUCCGCUUUUUACUGGUCAUCAUAUAUGUGUGUGUGUGUGUGUGUAUAUAUAUAUAUAUAUAUAUAUAUAUAUAUAUAUAUAUAUAUAUAUAUAUAUAUAUAUAUAUAUAUAUAUAUAUAUAUAUAUAUAUAUAUAUAUAUAUAUGAUUAGAUAUAAAGAAACAAUAUUGAGUGAUUUUUGUACAAGUAGAUGAUGACCUACCAUGUUUAUCACUUUCCAAUAAAGGAAAUAUAAAAAUAUCUUAAGUGGAGUAUGAGAUCCUUCAACACAUUAUUAUGCUGUAGUGUACUCAUAUACUGUACAGUAAAAGUCCAAAAAUCCGGAUGCCAGAAAUUUGGACCACCCGAGAAUCCGGACUUUUAGGAAAUUCAAUUUUUUUUUUUUUUUU